Larimichthys crocea (large yellow croaker) is the source of this 3782-nucleotide messenger RNA. RefSeq names its product cyclic nucleotide-gated cation channel beta-3. The record is from RefSeq and is a predicted model, not a curated record. The coding region runs from base 10 to 3435 and encodes 1141 amino acids. Gene Ontology annotation, cellular component: photoreceptor outer segment; plasma membrane; intracellular cyclic nucleotide activated cation channel complex. Gene Ontology annotation, molecular function: intracellularly cAMP-activated cation channel activity; intracellularly cGMP-activated cation channel activity; cGMP binding. Lineage: Eukaryota; Metazoa; Chordata; Actinopteri; Sciaenidae. Gene Ontology annotation, biological process: monoatomic cation transmembrane transport; retina homeostasis. The transcript has 35 exons.
AAAGUUAACAUGAGUAAACACUGUUCCAGCCCGGCGCCCGGCUCUCAGCCCGGUGUGUUGACCUGGAUCAGCGGCGCUCUGCCUCAACCGGCGGUCUCACCGAAGCUGAGCCAAGCCAACUCCAUGACCAAGGAGGAAAAUGCAACAACCAGUAAACCUGAAGACGACAAAGGGAUGAUUGCUUGGAUCGCUCAGGGUUUGGAGAAAGUCGUUCCUCAGCCUGAUCUGAAGAGCAGAGAUCCAGCACCGGCCGAGCCGCCCGCUGAGGUGCGUCCAGCACCGCCUGCAGCAGCUGCAGAGCCUCAGGUGACCGCGGCGAAGGUGGAAACAGACAAAGACAAAACUACAUCAGCAACAACUGACAACAAACCCCUCCCACCCAGGAUGAUAGACUGGAUCAAACAGGGCAUCGAGAAGGCGAUUCCUCAGCCGGAGAUUCCUAUCCGCUCAAAGGCAGAAGAGAAGCCUGAAGCUCCUGCUUCAGCCAAAGCAGAACCUCCGGCACCAGAACCUGCAGCCCCAAAACCUGCCACUGACACUGACAAGCCUUCCAAGGAAGCAGAGCAGCAGCCCAAUAUGGUGGGCUGGAUCGUCAGUGGGAUUGGUCGAAUCUUCCCUCAGCCUGUACCGAAGCAGGACGCUGGCAGCGACGAUGUGCAGAACAUCAGCAUCGGACAGAAGAGUACAGACCUGGUGCUGGAGGACAUCGAACAGGACAAUGACAAGGAGGCCAAACAGGAGAAGGAGACAGAAGAUGCAGGUACUGCAGUGACGGAUAGCAUCGAGAAGGAGGAAAGACUGCAGGAGGAGCGUCUGGAGGCGGCCCGCAUCGCAGAGGAGAUGGCCAGGAAGGCAGCGGAGGAGGCAGUCCGACAGCUCGAGGUGGAGCAUUCAGCUAAGAUCGUCAUAGAAACGCUACCAGAGUCCAACGAGCAACUGCCCAACAUCCUGGAGGAAGAAAACGAGGACGACCCAGAAUUGCAGAACCUGCAGGAGGACACAGAAGACAACACAGACAAUAGAAGUCCAGAGGGAAAUAAGAAAACCACUGUUGAUGAAGAGAAAAAAACAGACCAGUGUGCGCCGGACCUCUGUCCACCGAAAGAGCAAGACACUCCGUCAUCGACAGCUGUGGAACCAGCAUCGGAGAAGAGAGACCUGGAGAGUCCGGUCACCCAACAACCAGAGCCACAAGCCCCAGAAGCCCCGACCACGACCACAGAAGAGGCCAAGGCAGCGGGAGCAGCAGAAGGAGGUGAAGGGAGUGGUGGUAAAGGUUUGGGUGGAGCUCCGGCUCUGAAGGUGGAGGACGUGGGCCUGAAACUCCCCCAAAUUCUCAGUCCUACAGGUGAUCUGUCUGCAGAUGAGGACGAUGGGGAGCUGUCGAGGGCUGAUCUGAGAUCCAAUCAGGGCGACUUUCUGACGGCAGACGAUGAUACGCGCCCUCUGUCGGCUGCCAGUGUCGGCAGCGUGGUGAUCCAGGACCGGCUGAACCAGCUCGUUGUGCUUUUUAAAGGUCGCACAGAGCUACGAAAAGAGCGGCUGGUGGACCCGGAUGAGUCUGAGGAAGAAAGUCCAUCAUCCCCAAGCAAAGCUCCACCUGCACCUCCUCCUCCUCCUCCACCUCCACCAGGAGAUGAGAAGAAGGACGAAGCUCCUGCAGCCAAAGAAGAAGAGGAAGAAGAGAAAGACCUGGAGCUCCCCUUUAAAAUUUUGGGGCGGCCGGUAAAGAUUCCCAGACUGUCCAAAUAUCUCAAACUUCCCAAACUCCCCAAAGUUCCUGACUGGCUCCGACCCAUCGUGGAGUACCGCUUCCCCUCCAGCAUCGACCCGUUCACCGACCUGAUCUACGUCAUCUGGCUCUUCAUUGUUGUGGCGGCGUGGAACUGGAACGUGUGGUUGAUUCCCGUCCGCUGGGCGUUUCCUUACCAAACCCCCGAAAACAUCCAUGUGUGGCUGCUGAUCGACUACACCUGCGACCUCAUCUACAUCACCGACAUCCUCGUCUUCCAGACCAGACUGCAGUUUGUCCGUGGAGGAGACAUCGUGUGUGACAAAAAAGACAUGAGAGAAAACUACAUGAGCACCGAGAGGUUCAAGAUGGACGUCAUCAGUUUGUUCCCAAUGGAGGUUUUCUACUACUUCACUGGAGUGAACUCUCUGCUGAGGUUUCCUCGUCUGUUCAAGUACAUGGCUUUCUUUGAGUUCAACGACAGAAUGGAAGCUGUGAUGAAGAAAGCGUACAUCUACAGGGUGAUCCGAACCUCCACCUACCUCCUGUACUCUCUGCACAUCAACGCCUGUCUCUUCUACUGGGGCUCAGACUAUGAAGGACUGGGAUCCACCAAGUGGGUCUACAACGGAAAGGGCUUCGCUUACAUCCGCUGUUACUACUUUGCUGUGAAGACACUGAUCACCAUCGGAGGACUGCCGGACCCCACCACCGUCUUCGAGAUCUGCUUCCAGAACAUCAACUACUUCGUUGGUGUCUUUGCUUUCUCGAUCAUGAUUGGUCAGAUGAGAGAUGUGGUCGGAGCUGCGACAGCCGGUGAGAACUACUACCGGGCCUGCAUGGACAGCACCGUCAAGUACAUGAACUCCUACAACAUCCCCCGAGAGGUCCAGAACCGGAUCAAGACCUGGUAUGACUACACCUGGAAGAGCCAAGGCAUGCUGGACGAGCAGGAGCUGCUCAUACAGCUUCCUGCUAAGAUGAGGCUGGACAUUGCCGUGGACGUCAACUACGCCAUCGUCAGUAAAGUCGCCCUGUUCCAGGGCUGCGACAGGCAGAUGGUGUUCGACAUGCUGACCAGGCUCAAAUCUGUCGUGUACCUGCCCGGAGACUUCGUCUGCAAGAAGGGUGAGAUCGGCAGAGAGAUGUACAUCAUCAAACAGGGGGAGGUCCAGGUGGUGGGCGGUCCGGACCUGCAGACGGUGUUUGUCACCAUCAGAGCCGGCUCGGUGUUCGGGGAGAUCAGUUUGCUGGCAGGUGGAGGAGGAAACCGACGUACAGCUAACGUGAAGGCGCACGGCUUCGCUAACCUCUUCAUCCUGGAUAAGAAGGACCUGGCAGAGAUCCUGGUGCACUACCCGGAGUCCCAGAAACUGCUCCGCAAGAAGGCCAAGACGAUGUUGACGAAGGACAAGAAGCCGGAUGAGAAGGGUGGAGGUAAAGAGGUGGUGGUCAUCCCAGCCAGACCGGACACCCCCAAAAUGUUCAAGGCGGCUCUGAAGGUGGCAGAGCAGGCGGGGAUCGAAGGAGCCUUCACCAAACUGAGGGAGAGCUACAGACCGUCAGACGGUACCGAGGAUGUGGCCCCCCCUCCCUCUCCGGCUCCGGGUCACGGCGCCGACAGCUCCAUGGUCAUCAGGAUGACAUCACGAGAGGCGGGAGAGGAGGUGCUGAUCGUGGAGGAGAAGAAGAAGACGGAGUGAUGAUGACAGGAUGGACUCUGUUUCCCAGAAUGCCUUCAGCGUCCUGCAGAGGGCAGACGUGGAGGGUUCAUGUGGUCCCGGUGCAUUCUGGUCUUCUGUCCUGGCUGUUUCUUUUUCUGUGGUGGAUUUCAUGUUUUCUUACUCUGUGGUGUUUCUGUGUUUUAUCGUCUUUAAUUAGACUGAUCACAUGUAAACGACGAAACGACUGUAAACGACUAAAGAAUUGUAAAGGAGUGUAAACAACUAAACAAGUGUAAAGGAGUGUAAACAAUUGUAAAGGAGUGUAAACGACGAAACGAGUGUAAACGACUAAAUGAGUGUAAAGGAGUGUAAACAACUAAACAAGU